AUAGGUGCACCUUCAGCUCCAUCACCAGGCGAUGCUCCCCGGCCACUCCGUCCAGCGCCGCACCGGUGGAACAGACGGACACAACUACAGAUGACCGAGCCAGGGCAGCAAGGGGUCGUCUUCAUAGAAAAGUAAUGGACUCAGUUUGACAAGUGCGGCCCCUACCCAGCCCCCCCCCCCACCCCUGCAGGCCUCUUUAACACACUGCAGCUAUGGCGGCUUGUCCGAGAGGCUGUGCGCCAGCUGUGCGCCUUUGUCAGCGACUGAACCGACUGAAAACGCUAGAUGGCGACAUGAUGGCAACGUCGCUGAAACGAUGCCUGUCCACACUGGACCUGACUCUGAUGGGGGUCGGUGGCAUGGUGGGCUCUGGUCUUUAUGUCCUAACAGGAACUGUGGCUAAGGACACGGCUGGGCCAGCUGUUAUCAUAUCCUUCCUUUUUGCAGGUAUUGCCUCCUUACUGGCUGCCUUUUGUUAUGCAGAGUUUGGAGCACGCAUUCCCAAAACAGGUUCUGCCUACAUGUUUACCUAUGUGUCCGUGGGAGAGGUCUGGGCAUUUCUCAUUGGCUGGAACGUGAUCCUGGAGAACAUGAUUGGAGGUGCUGCUGUGGCACGAGCCUGGAGUGGCUAUCUAGACUCCAUUUUUAACCAUGCCAUCCAGAACUUCACAGAGACACACAUCAUGCAGUGGAACGUGCCCUUCCUGGCUCAUUACCCUGACCUACUUGCGGCAGGAAUUCUUGUCGUUGCCUCUGUCUUUAUUUCCUUUGGAGUUCAAGUGUCCUCUUAUCUGAACCAUAUCUUCUCCAUCAUAAGCAUGGGGGUCAUUGUUUUCAUCCUGGUCUUUGGGUUCAUUCUGGCUGAGCCUGCCAACUGGAGUCAGGAGCAGGGAGGCUUUGCCCCUUUUGGGAUGUCUGGAAUCCUGGCAGGCUCGGCCACGUGCUUCUAUGCCUUUGUGGGCUUUGAUGUCAUUGCCUCUUCAAGUGAGGAGGCAAAAGAUCCCCAGAAAGCUAUCCCUAUUGCCACUGCCAUUUCUUUGGGACUGGCAGCAACAGCCUACAUCCUGGUGUCCACUGUGCUCACACUAAUAGUGCCCUGGCGCACACUGGAUCCCAACUCAGCCCUGGCCGAUGCUUUUUUCCGCCGUGGUUACAGUUGGGCUGGAAUUAUUGUGGCCAUAGGCUCCAUCUGUGCGAUGAACACUGUGCUGCUCUGCAAUCUCUUCUCCCUCCCUCGGAUUGUGUACGCCAUGGCAGAUGACGGAUUGUUCUUCUCCAUCUUUGCGCGGGUCAAUCCCGUCACUAAAGUCCCCGUCAAUGCAAUCCUGGUGUUCGGAAUCCUCAUGGCGACCAUGGCUCUGAUCUUUGAUCUUGAGGCUUUGGUUCAGUUCCUGUCUAUCGGCACUCUCCUGGCAUACACCUUUGUGGCAGCAAGCAUUAUUGUGCUGCGUUUCCAGCCUGAGAAAACCAAGGAAACAGCUUCCACAUCUCCCAACCCCAGUGCUGAGCCCCCAUCUGCCCCUUCAGAGUCUGAGACCAUAACGGAUAGCAGCGAUGGGCCCAAGCAAUAUGAGUCUUUCUCUGACAAACUCCAGCUGGUGGAGAGGCAGAAGACAAGAGAGCGGCGUGGGGUGGGGCAGCUGAAGGCCUACUGGGAGCCAUACCUGGACAGGCUGCUGGGGGACUGUGAGCCCGGUGAAGUGGUGGCCUUCGGUGUGUUGACUCUGAUUGUGAGCUCCGUGUCCCUCUGUGCUGUGCUGGAGUUCGGAAGCAAACAGCUGCAGCUGCCAGUCUGGAGCUUUGCAUUGCUCGUGGUCAUCUUCAGCUUGGCUUUCAUCAUCAGCCUGGUACUUAUAUGGGUUCACGAGCCACAAAAAAACACCAAAACAUUCCAGGUUCCUCUGGUCCCACUGACUCCCGGCGCCAGUAUCCUUCUUAAUGUGUUCCUCAUGAUGAAACUCAGCGUUCUAACCUGGAUUAGAUUCACUGUGUGGAUUGGCAUUGGCCUUAUUGUGUAUUUUGGCUAUGGCAUCUGGCACAGUAAGGAGGGAAUACGAGAGCUGCAGCCUAAAGACAUGGCCGCCCGGUAUGUGGUGUUACCCAGCGGCAGCCUGGUGGAAACCGUGCAGUCCGUCCAGCCCGACGGUGAAGUGGACGCCUCAACGCACCGCGUCAGCUCCCCCUCCGCUCCAACGCCCGAGGACUACGCUGGGAAGAGAUGAUGUGUGACCCAUGUGAUUCACCAUUACAGAUGCCUGAUAUGAUCUGUUGUCCCUCACACAUACCGUAUUAUUGCUAAUGUACUUUAUGUAUCUCACUCCUGUUAGCGCUCGGCAGUCUGUAUCUGUUUGCUCAGCAAAAGUAUGUUCACCUCUGGAAGAGAUUCACUCAGUCUUAUUGUGAAGCACAUUUGUACAAUUUGCAUUGCUCAAACAUACAGUUGAGAGCUUUACUACGGUCCUGAACUCUUAAACCAUCAAAGGUGUGUUGCAUUCUUCAUCCCUUUUGCAAACUUGGUAUUUUUUUCGCAAUCCAGUCAGUUGAAGGUUAAAUAUGGUGCUUCGAGUAUUUAUUUAAGUAAGUGUUUUACACAUGUUAACAGUGCUGGGGCUUUAAAGCAGAAGACCCACUACAUUUUUGAAGGAUUAUUUUUGACAAGUUAGCUGUCAUUGUUUGUUUGUUUUUGUUGUGUUUAUUUCUAGAUUAACAGAAGACUGCACAGAGUUGUGAGUUUACAUUUUUGUCUCUUCACAAAUUCUCCUCCAUGCCACAGAAGAAACUUCAGGCUUUAAAGUAGAGCUUUUUUAUCUAUCAACCUCAUUGUGGUAAACUUACACUUUCCAUAGGUAUAUCGAGUCUUAUUAAAUUAUUUAUUCCUAUUAUAUAACAUCAGUUCUAUUUUUUUCUUUUUUAAUAAUACCAAUCACAUUUUCCACAUAUUCAGGACACAUAGUCUUAGUUCUCUUUAAUUUCUGUUCUUGUUGUGUUUUGUUUUGUUGUGUUACUAUUUUUGUAUCAUAAGUUUUACAUGUAUCUCUGCUGGUCUUGAUAAGUAAUAGGUGUUUACCUUUUAUUUGAUUGAGCACUUUAGCCUUUUUCCCACCUGUUUCAAAUCCCAUGACUCAUCUUUUGCGCCUUUUUUUAGCUUGCAUCAUUCAUCUUCGGCUUUUCCCUCUUUCUCUGUUAUCUCAAGAUUUGAACUCAAAGCACACCAAUCACUGAGAUUACACAACUGGUUCCUUAAACAACCUGAGGAAUAAUUCAAUUACUGAGCAUAUGGACAAGCACAAGGCGAAUGAAUGGGAAUUUUGCACCAAAACUGAAACGAGUAGGCCUACAUUGGAUUCUGUUUCAGCUCGGUAAUCCCAACAGAUGUGCUGUGCUGCAGUCUCUGUCCCCACUCUGCCACAUGACCUAGAAUAGAGGAAAGCACACUCGUGACAAUAACAUUCCUUCAAUCUGCUUUCGUAUCUGCAAAUUAUCUGAAGUAAGGCUUGUUUUUAAUCAAAUACGUAAAAGCACUUAAAAGAUGUCACCGUCUGGUUUAAUUGAUUUCACUUUGUUGUGGAACUUUACAUAAGAGACCAAUGGCCUUAUAAAUGUUUUCAAUGCAGACUGAUCUCCAAAGCCGAAGCUUGUCCAUCUAACUGGUUCUAGCUGACUCGUUUAUUUGCCUGUCAGGAAAAAAACUCUUAACCAGGACUUGUUCUUUAGUUUUUAAGCCAAAAAUUUAAAUAAUCCAAAUAUGGAAGAGAAUGUACAUUAGGAGGCAUUUUGACAUUGUUGGAAAAGGGUUGAGAUUUCAAGGGAAUUUUAUACAACUUUGCAAAUUAUUGUCCAGUAAUUUAUUUAUUUUUUUCCAAAUUAAUGCUUUUGGUGUUGGGGCCAGUGACACAUAUUUAUACUGUUACUGUAUACUGUUACUUUUUAAGCUAUACAUUCUAUCAAAUAUUUUUGUGCCAGGAAGCAUACAUUCACUUGGUCAGAUUCUUAUCUUACCGUUGAGUAGUAUUGUGCUCUGUACUCGCACAUUCAAGUCUCAAAUCUUUAUGUUACAGUGUAUGUCUGUAAAAUGAAAGAAAAAAACCCAGAAAAAAUAAAUGUUUUAAAGCAGCAUUAAACCACUGGUAUUCCUACUGCACAGUACAUGUCCUCUGAGAUAAUUUCCUCCCAUAAAAUGUAGAAUC
Menidia menidia (Atlantic silverside) is the source of this 4187-nucleotide messenger RNA. Lineage: Eukaryota; Metazoa; Chordata; Actinopteri; Atheriniformes; Atherinopsidae. The record is from the annotation of a GenBank genome assembly.